Molecule: messenger RNA, 360 nt
Organism: Monascus purpureus
Lineage: Eukaryota; Fungi; Ascomycota; Eurotiomycetes; Eurotiales; Aspergillaceae
Source: the annotation of a GenBank genome assembly
AUGGUCUCCUGCCCCGUCGGCCUGCUGCUGUACGGCUGGUCUCUCGAGAAGCGCUAUCACUGGAUCGUCCCGACCCUCGCUACCGUGCUGUGCAGCUUUUCGAUAUCGAGUAGCACCACCCCAAUCAUGGGCUACCUGGUGGACAUUUUUGGCGACCGCUCCGGUUGUGCGGUGAAUAGGUGCGCUCUGGUACGGAUCUUAAACCUUGCAAUUUUCUCCCUCUCGGACUCGGACGGUCAGAAAGAAUUUCUCUACUCUGACAGCCGACGGUUCCUGCAUCAAUCCAAAAUGAACCCGGACACGACCCCGCGGGGCCAGCAGAGAUGGACUAAGUUGAAUAACUUCAAAUUAGGUGACUAG